UCUCUCUCUCCCUCUCUCUCUCCGAUUGUGUGGCGCCAUAGUGAAAAACACUGCAGUUCUGAGCCAGUCAGUGAGAGCCAGGAGCCUAUACACACAGUCUCUCUUCCUCAUUCAGUUACUGGCUCACUCUCUCUACUCUAAUCACGCGCUGCUCCUCGCCUCCUCACUGCAUCUGUCCUCUUCUCCCUGAAGUGAGAAACCAUGCAUCCUCCUUUCUCCUCCUCCUCCUCCUCCUCUCUGCUCGUCCAUUGCUGUUCCAGGGUCCCUUUAUCACACAGAGUCCACUUGCUGCAAAGCCGGGGACCAUAAAAGCUCUGCUACUUGCUCGAGGACUUUGGAGACGGGACAAGGCUGUUUGCCGGGUCUGAGGACAUCUGUGGGAAAUGCCGCUUCAGCUGGGAUGCAGAUCUUUCUGGGACCCCUGCUCAGCACGUAACAGCGCUUGAUCGCUCUCAAAGUUCCAGGAGAAGGAGCAUCAAUCAAGACUCUCAUCCGGCUCCGUCCUUGUUUUUCACAGAGCGCCGGCAACUCGCUGCGUGUGGAGCCAGACCAGCUCAGGAUCUCAGCGCCUCACACACACACACACACACACUGACCGGGACCGCCGCUGAUAUGCCUGAGCUUCACAUAGCAUAACUUUGAGUAAAUUCUCUCAAAAGAGAUGGAAUAAAGCCGUGCAUCACUUCCUACUGCCAUCUCCAUAUGAGAAUCAGCGGCCGGAAUUGGCACGGACCUUUGAUUUUCAACUUCACAUAAGUUUAGUUCUGCAGACUAGAAAUAAAAAAAAGACUCUUAAGCACUUUAAGGACUAAAACAGAGCAGCUCUAGUGGCCUUUGCCUCGAGCCAUGCAGGUGUCCUUUGCAUGUACAGAUCACGGGCUCAAGGCCCCUCGAAAUGGCGAGCACAGCAAGCAGAACGCCACGAGCCCCAACACAGCCAGCCAGGCACGUGCCCGGUUCCGCACAGUGGCCCUAAUAGCUCGCAGCCUGGGGUCCUUCACCCACCGCUACCACCACAGCCUCAAGGAGUCGACGGCCAAGCUCACCGGCAUGAAGUACCGGAACCUGGGGAAAUCUGGGCUGCGUGUCUCCUGUCUGGGGCUCGGAACAUGGGUAACAUUUGGAGGUCAGAUCUCUGACGAGGUGGCAGAGCAGCUGAUGACUAUCGCCUACGAGAGCGGGGUCAACCUCUUUGACACAGCCGAGGUCUACUCCGGGGGGAAAGCAGAGAUAAUCCUGGGAAACAUCAUCAAGAAAAAGUGCUGGAGGAGAUCCAGCCUGGUGAUCACCACAAAGCUGUACUGGGGAGGAAAAGCGGAGACAGAGCGAGGCCUCAACAGAAAACACGUCAUUGAAGGUUUAAAGGGCUCCCUCCAGAGGAUGCAACUCGAGUAUGUGGAUGUGGUCUUUGCCAACCGGACAGACACCAAUACCCCCAUGGAGGAGAUAGUCAGAGCAAUGACACAUGUGAUCAACCAGGGGAUGGCCAUGUACUGGGGGACAUCACGGUGGUCUGCCAUGGAGAUCAUGGAAGCGUAUUCUGUGGCCAGGCAGUUCAAUCUCAUCCCACCAGUGUGUGAACAGGCAGAGUAUCAUUUCUUCCAGAGGGAAAAAGUGGAAACUCAGCUUCCAGAGCUCUACCAUAAGAUAGGUGUGGGUGUGGUCUCUUGGUCACCUUUGGCCUGCGGGAUAAUCACAGGAAAGUACGAGAAUGGUAUCCCAGAAUCCUCCAGGGCCUCGAUGAAGCCAUACCAGUGGUUGAGAGAGAAAAUCGUGAGUGAGGAAGGGAGAAAACAGCAAGCCAAACUAAAAGAGCUGGCUCAUAUUGCGGAGAAGCUUGGAUGCACUUUGCCACAGCUAGCCAUAGCCUGGUGCCUGAGGAACGAGGGAGUGAGCUCAGUGCUUCUGGGGUCCUCCAGUCCAAGCCAGCUCACAGAGAACCUGGGAGCCAUUCAGGUGAUUCCAAAGAUGACAGCAGGCAUCGCCUCAGAGGUGGAUCAUAUACUAGGCAACCGUCCACAUAGUAAAAGAGACUACCACCAUUAGGAUGGACAUGUUUUAGUGAACUAUGCUCCCAAAGCUUAUCAAAGCUCACUUUUCACAGCCAUGGCACCACAGGGUGUGCCCAAGAUGCUUGCGUGUGCGUAUGACUAUGUAUGUGUGUGCGUGUGUGUGUGUGUGUGUGUGCGUGUGUGUGUGUGUGUGUUUGUGUGACUAUGUAAUGUGUUAUGCUUUGCUCCUUCAACCAGUACUCAUUAGCGUAAAGUGAGCUACUUGACAAAGCAUGCAUGCUACAGCUAAAGUAGCCAGCCACUGGAGUAAACAAAACAAAGACAAAGGAUCCAGUGAGAUAAUUGCUAGUGUGAAAACUUCUUCCACUCUUACAAACAUUGCAGGAGGUGCUGAACCACAAAUUCAGAAGAAGCAAAACAUUAUUUAAUUUCAACUUACUGUUUGUUCAAAUUACUCUCAGUGUAGGUGAAACAAAAACUUAGAGGAACAUGCUACCCCAUAAGCAUCGCAUAAAGCUCAGUAAGUACACCAACUGCAAAGCAAAAGAGGAUAUGUAUCAAAAUGUGUGCAUUACAGAAGUCAAAUGCACUAGAUGUGUUUUGGAGUGCAAAAAAAAAAGAGCAAUGAUGUAAAAAAUUGGGCCUGGUGUCAGCAAACUGGAUGAACAGUCCUGGUUGCAGCUGGAGCUGGUCCAUCAUCAUGAUAAACUAUUUCAGUACUGAAUGAACUGAAAUUCUGCUCACAGCAUUUUUCGCUAAUACCAAGAGAGCUAAUUCUAACAAAAACAUGUUUCAAAACAUCUGUACAGACUGUUAUAUAUAAAUAUAUAUCCUUAAUAAGCAGCUAUGUCAGAAUGAGAUUUCUGCCUCCUUAUAUUUUUUUUAUUUUGGUCAGUUUCACUUAUGCAAAAGCACUGCAGAGGGUACUUUCCUACUGCGUCCCUUUGACCCCUUUCAGUUUGUUCUCUGCUGGACUUCCUGUCAGUAGUGAUCAUGUCCGAUUCGUUCAACUUUGGUUUGUGUUGUGACUAAAACAUUUGUCUAGUCUAAGGGGGUGCUUGUGAAUUGAACAAACGAAAAGCCAUGUAGCUAGUGAAGAGAAAAAAUAAAUAAAUAAAAUGAAAAAAUGACACCAUAUGGACCCCUGCAGUAACUGCACCUGGAACUUGCUGAAUUUUUGCCCAACUUCUCCCAGAUGCCAGCUUUAUGUAAUGGGAUUAUCUUUGUUAUGUUUGUUCAGACAUGUACUUUGGUGUUGUUCAUCAGAUACAUGAAAAUAAAAAAAGUUAAUCAUUCUGAUGUGAUAUGUUUUAAAUGUAUAUAAUUAUUUUCUAUUGACGUUAUGGAUGCCUUAUGUUUUUCUAAACAAAUGUCAGUACAUCAAAUAUUGUUCCCUUACUUAGAAUAUAAACUGCAAUUUAAACAAAAUAAUCUCAUGCUUCUGCUGUUUUGUUUGUUUUGUUUUAGUUAUUUAUGUAUUUA
This is a messenger RNA of Pelmatolapia mariae (spotted tilapia), 3494 nucleotides long. RefSeq names its product potassium voltage-gated channel subfamily A regulatory beta subunit 1b (gene kcnab1b). Gene Ontology annotation, molecular function: transmembrane transporter binding; voltage-gated potassium channel activity; potassium channel regulator activity. Gene Ontology annotation, biological process: negative regulation of delayed rectifier potassium channel activity; transmembrane transport; potassium ion transport. The record is from RefSeq and is a predicted model, not a curated record. The coding region runs from base 847 to 2046 and encodes 399 amino acids. NCBI's taxonomy places the organism in Eukaryota, Metazoa, Chordata, Actinopteri, Cichliformes, Cichlidae. Gene Ontology annotation, cellular component: cytoplasm; voltage-gated potassium channel complex; membrane. The transcript is spliced from 15 exons.